UUGAGCCAAAUGCCAAAAAAGUGAAAGUUACUUCUGAAGAAAUGUUUACACAAGAUGAAAGCUUGGCUGGUAUAGAACUGUCAUAUAUGCGCUAAAAAGCUGCAGAGACAGUGAGACUUUGAAUUUUUACAAGACAAAGCUUGGUGUGAAUGCAGGAGACAUUCGAACAUAUUUCACGCUCGUUACAAACCGCCAUGGAAGGGAAAAAAGAUUCCGAAUUCACGAAAAAGGUGCGGUUCGACCUAAACGAGGAGGUUUUUCUUAUUCCAAGUAAAUGGGACCGACUGAGCAAAUGUAAAACUGCCAGUGUGAAAAACACCGAUGGAUCGGCGAACAAACAGAGCUCCAGAAAUCGUGCUGCUGCGGAACGCCGGUGCGAAGCGACUCGUGGUAAACAAAACAAAACUAAAGACAGAACGACAAAGGGUGUCUCAAAUCGCGAGUCAAACGGAAUACUUUCAGAAAACGGCAGAUUAGGUGCUACACUCAAUGGUAUAACCAACAGUGGAAGAAAAACUGCGCGACAUAGAGAAGGACGAGAAAAUUCUAACGUUACGAAUUCGACGCCUCCGGUUGAAGGGAGAUUAAAACUAUAUCACCGCCCUUCCCAAGAACUGCAGAACCUUAGCCUCGUUUUACCUAAAAUUCCAUAUACGCCAGAUCUUAAAAAGGCGAUCGAAAAAGCGCUGCAAAGAUCUCGCCGUAAACCAACUUUGGACAAUGGUCUUCACAGUGCUGCAACGGACACGCGAGAAAAUAGGGCUUUGGAAAUUUUCAACUCCUUUUCGAAGGAAAAUGAUAAAGUAAUGCCUCAAAGGAGGCUUUCGGAUAGUUCUAUUAGGACAGGAGAUAAAAAACCGACCGGAAAUAAACGAACCCCGGACAAGGAAAGUGAUUCUAAAUUUAGCGAACUUUCCACAGAUUUUAAUGGCUCGACUCCAUUCUCCGCAUGGAGUCCAAAAGAAAGCACGUAUACCUCACGAUCAAACACUACACCAUCUGUUCUAACAAGAGGGCGCUCCAUGCCGUCGAUAAUACCAAGCAGCAUAUUAUAUUGAUACAUCAGUAAUGUUCUCUAAUUUGAUCGACCGACUCUUGCAGAGGAUGAACAAGUUACUUAACGAAUACCUCAUUCACACCAGCAAAACCUGUUUAGUUAGUUAAACUGCGUUUAGUCGAGGGAAAAUUAUAAACAGAAAUGAAAACUGAAUUUCCCAUUAGUUCUAAGUACUCAAGAACUUGUUUUUCAAGCGCCAAAUUUUAACAAGAUAGACAUCGGUUGAAGCAGCUUAAUUCUUUGAAGAAAAAUAAAUUUAACCGUGUCGAACAAAACAGUUUUAAAACAUGUUUAAACUUUGGUGUGAAUGAGGUAUAAGCUGCUGGUUAAAAUUACAUUCCAGGAGUUAGGACUUAACUCUAGAAAAAGAUAUGGAGUAUUUAUGGAGACAUUAUAGUUUAAGUUUCCUGGAUCCAAUAACUUAGAUAUCUAAUCAGUUAUACUAUUAUUUUCAAGC
Pocillopora verrucosa is the source of this 1514-nucleotide messenger RNA. RefSeq lists its product as uncharacterized. The record is from RefSeq and is a predicted model, not a curated record. NCBI's taxonomy places the organism in Eukaryota, Metazoa, Cnidaria, Anthozoa, Scleractinia, Pocilloporidae.